Messenger RNA from Monopterus albus (swamp eel), 1323 nucleotides. It is a transcript of the gene tnnt2a, whose product is annotated as troponin T type 2a (cardiac). Gene Ontology annotation, molecular function: tropomyosin binding; troponin C binding; troponin I binding. The transcript is spliced from 16 exons. Bases 208 to 1077 code for a protein of 289 amino acids. The record is from RefSeq and is a predicted model, not a curated record. NCBI's taxonomy places the organism in Eukaryota, Metazoa, Chordata, Actinopteri, Synbranchiformes, Synbranchidae. Gene Ontology annotation, biological process: sarcomere organization; cardiac muscle contraction; regulation of muscle contraction. Gene Ontology annotation, cellular component: troponin complex.
GGGAAUGGUGAUAAUGGUGACUACAUGCUAUCUAAAAAGUUAUUAAUAACUUAAGCAGGGGGUCCUAAAGCCAUUUCCUCACCAGGCAUUCCAUUCAUUUGCCCUCUGAGACUCAACUCAGGUUUGUGUUAGAGAAAAUAAGGACUUCAGCUCUGUCACUCCAUCUGAUCCUCAGAUUCACUGCUGCACACCUGAACAUUCACUGCCAUGUCAGACACCGAGGAGGUGGUGGAGGAGUAUGAGGAGGAGGUGGAAGAAGAAGAAGCUGAAGCAGGGGAGCAGAGAAUAGAGGAAGACGAGGAGCAGGAGGAUGCAGAGGAAGAGCCUGUGCAGGAAGAACAUGGUGCAGAGGAGGAGGCCAGUGGAGAACAAGAUGGAGAAGAAGAAGCUGAAGAGGGAGAAGCAGAGGAGGAAGCCAAACCAAAAUUCAAGCCAUUUAUCAUGCCAAACCUCAUCCCCCCUAAGAUCCCUGAUGGAGAGAAGGUGGAUUUUGAUGAUAUACAUCGUAAAAGGAUGGAGAAGGACCUGAUGGAGCUUCAGACAUUGAUUGAGGUUCACUUUGAGAGCAGAAAGAAGGAAGAAGAGGAGCUCAUUUAUCUCAAGGAGAGAAUUGAGAAGCGGCGUUCUGAGCGAGCAGAGCAGCAAAGAAUCCGUAGUGACAGAGAGAAAGAGCGCCAAAAGCGUCUUGAGGAGGAGAAAGCUCGUAAGGAGGAUGAGGAAGCCAAGAAGAGAGCAGAGGAUGAUGCUAAGAAGAAGAAAACUCUCACCAGCCUCCACUUUGGAGGCUACAUGCAGAAGUUGACAGAGAAACGGAGUGGAAAGAGGCAAACUGAGAGAGAGAAGAAAAAGAAGAUACUGAGUGAAAGACGUAAAUCUCUGGACAUUGAGAACCUGAGCCAGGAAAAGCUCAAGGAGAAAGCAAAGGAUCUGUGGCAGUGGAUUUACGAGCUGGAGGCAGAGAAGUUUGAACUGCAGUACCAGUUCACCAGACAGAAAUACGAGAUUAAAGUGCUGAGGAACCGUGUCAGUGACCAUCAGAAAACAUCCAAGAGGACCAAGAGAGGCCUGAGGAAAUAGAUAUGGAUGCAUGGAUAGAACAAUGUAACCAUCAGUCCUGUUCUACUGCCUCAAACCAAGCCCCAGCUGCCACACCCCACUCCUGACAGUUUCCCAAAUACCACCACAUUACCAGUUAUAACCAGUUACCCAGUUCAACCUCACUUGACUGGUUCCCCUCUUAUUCUCACCCCUUGAAUUAGCUGUCCUGUGUUUAAGGUGGAAAUAAAACCAACUCAAUUCAAUCUUUCUUCUUGAUCUUUCACA